GUCAGUCGAGUGGAAACGCGGGAAACGCGUGUGCAUGAUAGUCAAGUGGUUUAGCUCGUUACGCUUUUCUUCUCAAAAUUAAAUUGUGCUCCGUAACGAGAUGUGCGAAAAUAUACAAGGGACAUUCGUCUCGGAGAAAGUUUCGAAGAUAAGAUGGAAACAUGAGGAUUACGAGGAAGCAUCUAAUUUUUUAGCCGGCAGUUGGGAUGAUCCGGUAAAUAAAGUAACUCACUGGACAUUUCAAGUGAACGAUGACGGUGAAUCGUAUCCGGCAGUAGUUUCAUCGUACCCCGUUUUCGGAGAUGUUACCGAAAUAAAGUUCAUUUCAAAAGACUUUUUCGUCGUCUCAACGUCCGUAGGAACUGUUAGACUGUUCCAGAUCCCUGAGAAUCCCUAUUCCCAAUUUAAAGAUCACAUGUCUUGGGAAUUCAUACAUAAAUUUGAGAAAACAAAUGAUCGUGCAUCUUGCACUGGACUGUCUACGUUCGAACAGGAUAUAGUUUCAGUGGGAGAAGAUGGAAAGAUCAAUCUCCUAACAGCUGGACAAAAGAAGCCAGUCAGAGUUAUUGACAAUGCUGACAGUUGUUCGAUAUAUUGCGUUGAUUUCUUAAGGCAUAGCGAGAUACUUACAGGGAACUUGAGGGGAAACAUGAAAGUAUGGGACUUAAGAAAUGAUCAAGACAUUCCUGCCACAACAUUUAUGCUUUCUGAUCAGGCAAAAACAGAAGCUACGAGCAUUGCUCACCAUCCGACUCAAAGACAUAUCGUCGUAGCUGGCGGCGGUGAUGGGAGUUUAACAGUGUGGGACUUGAGGCAUAAUACGUAUCCGAUUUCUCAAUUAAAUGCUCACGGUAAAUCUGUUAGUGAAAUACUCUUCCACCCUGAUAGGCCAGAAAAUCUGUUUACGUGCUCUGCUAGCGGUGAAUUAUGGCAUUGGAAUAAUGCGCAACAUUCGAAACUAAGUUUGGAUCCCACGAAUACGCACUGGUUAAAUACAAUCGGUACAAAUGGCAAAGUGAACGUAACGUCGCUCUGUAACGUUAUGCACAAACCGAUAAAUACUAUUGAUAUCGAUAGAUCAACGUUACUUUUCGGAUGCGAUAAUGAAGCAAUAGAUGGGUCAACCACAUCCAACAGUACUACUAUACCCUCGACAGCACCGAAAAAUCAAGUUCAAUUGAACCCUUAUAAUGGUUUGCCUUACACACCACGAUAUCAUGAGUUUUAUAAAAAGAGAAUUACCUUGCCUGUAUUCGAAUACCGUACGGAUUUUAUGAGGCUGUUAGCACAACAUCAAUGUAUUGUACUUGUCGGAGAGACGGGAUCGGGUAAAACUACGCAAAUACCGCAAUGGUGUGUGGAAUAUUCAAGAUGUAUAGGCCCGAAAGGUGUAGCAUGUACUCAGCCGAGGAGAGUGGCAGCUAUGUCUGUCGCACAAAGAGUUUCGGAAGAAAUGGAUGUUGCGCUAGGUCAAGAAGUAGGGUACAGUAUUCGUUUCGAAGAUUGCAGUUCCCUAAAAACUGUAUUGAAAUACAUGACCGACGGUAUGCUUCUUCGCGAAGGCAUGUCAGAUCCUAUGUUGGAUGCCUACCAAGUGAUACUGUUAGACGAAGCUCAUGAAAGAACUUUAGCCACAGACUUGCUUAUGGGUGUGUUAAAAGAAGUGAUCAAACAGAGGCCAGAUUUGAAGCUUGUGAUCAUGAGUGCGACCUUGGAUGCUGGCAAAUUUCAACAGUAUUUCGAUAAUGCACCUUUAAUGAACGUACCUGGCAGAACUCAUCCUGUUGAGAUAUUUUAUACGCCUGAACCGGAGAGGGAUUACCUAGAGGCUGCUAUCAGGACUGUUAUUCAGAUACACAUGUGCGAAGAAGUGGCAGGGGAUUUGCUUCUGUUCUUAACUGGUCAAGAAGAAAUAGAGGAAGCAUGCAAAAGAAUCAAAAGAGAAAUGGAUAAUCUAGGUCCGGAGGUGGGCGAGCUCAAGUGCAUACCGCUCUAUUCUACGCUACCUCCGAACCUCCAGCAGAGAAUUUUCGAGCCAGCACCGCCUACGAAACCUAAUGGUGCUAUCGGUAGAAAAGUAGUGGUUUCUACUAAUAUCGCAGAAACGUCUUUAACCAUCGACGGCGUCGUGUUCGUGAUAGAUCCCGGAUUCGCAAAGCAGAAGGUGUAUAAUCCCAGAAUUCGUGUAGAGUCUCUUCUGGUUUCCCCUAUCAGCAAAGCUUCUGCUCAGCAAAGGGCUGGCAGAGCUGGCCGAACUAGACCGGGCAAAUGUUUCCGAUUAUACACCGAGAAAGCAUAUAAGAAUGAAAUGCAAGAUAACACUUAUCCUGAGAUUUUGAGAUCCAAUCUCGGAAGCGUUGUGUUACAAUUAAAAAAACUGGGUAUCGACGAUUUGGUACAUUUUGACUUCAUGGACCCGCCUGCGCCAGAGACUCUCAUGAGAGCUUUGGAACUACUUAAUUAUUUAGCUGCUUUGGACGACGAUGGAAACCUGACCGAUUUGGGUGCUGUCAUGGCAGAGUUUCCAUUGGAUCCGCAACUAGCGAAGAUGCUCAUCGCAUCGUGCAAUCAUAACUGCAGUAACGAGAUACUGAGCAUUACUGCCAUGUUGUCAGUCCCGCAGUGUUUUGUGAGGCCGAAUGAAUCGAAGAAGGCCGCCGACGAUGCUAAAAUGCGAUUUGCACAUAUCGACGGAGAUCACUUGACGUUAUUAAACGUGUAUCACGCUUUUAAACAAAAUUUCGAAGACCCUCAGUGGUGUUACGACAAUUUCGUUAAUUACCGAUCUUUAAAAAGCGGUGACAAUGUUAGGCAACAACUAAGUAGAAUAAUGGACAGAUUUUGUCUAAAACGUACAUCGACGGAUUUCACAUCAAAGGAUUACUAUAUCAAUAUCAGAAAGGCACUUGUGAACGGUUUCUUCAUGCAGGUGGCUCAUUUAGAGAGGACAGGUCAUUAUUUGACCAUCAAAGAUAAUCAAAUUGUACAGCUUCAUCCGAGCAGUUGCUUGGAUCAUAAACCCGAGUGGGUGAUUUAUAACGAGUUCGUGCUUACGACCAAAAAUUAUAUCAGAACAGUUACUGAUAUCAAACCUGACUGGUUGUUGAAAAUAGCACCACAAUAUUACGAUUUACAAAACUUCCCCCAAUGCGAGGCGAAACGACAAUUGGAAGUGAUUCAAACAAAGUUAGACUCUAAACAGUACCAGGAAGGAUUCUAACCCUUAUAUAUUUUAGCUAUCUUCAAAAAUGGUGUCGAGCGAUUGAUAACACGAUCUAUUUUCGCCGUCGAGUUGAACACUCGAUUUUUUCAAAUAUACAGCCAAACGAAACCACAUACAUUAAACAUUACGAGACACAGCCGAAAGAGCAGCCGUCUGCUCUGUAUUUUCACUUCAAAAAAACUGAAUGUAAAGAAAAAGACAAAUUUUAACGAACGUUUCUAAUUUUGUACAAGCUUUAACUUGUACAUUUUUUUAGGCUCGUGUGCCGAGGAAGUUUUCAAUGUUCGUAGAAGUAAUUCUAAUCGUAAACGUGAAACAUAAAAUGAGAAUUGUCCUUUAAUCUGCUAGAAGGCACGCGGAAGUCAUAGUUGAUUGAUAAAUUGUUUAUUUAUGUACAUUUAAAAAAAAGGAGUUUAGUGACUAAGUAAUUUUACUGGUAGAAUUUGUUGAUCAACGUCUGCACACUCGAAAUGUAAUACUAGAUAAAAGAAUAGAUUAAUUUUUGUAUUA
Molecule: messenger RNA, 3733 nt
Organism: Ceratina calcarata
Lineage: Eukaryota; Metazoa; Arthropoda; Insecta; Hymenoptera; Apidae
Product: DEAH-box helicase 15
Exons: 15
Coding region: 101-3220 (1039 amino acids)
Cellular component (GO): spliceosomal complex; intracellular anatomical structure
Molecular function (GO): ATP binding; protein binding; RNA helicase activity
Source: RefSeq, a predicted model, not a curated record